Pediculus humanus corporis (human body louse) is the source of this 279-nucleotide messenger RNA. RefSeq lists its product as uncharacterized. Gene Ontology annotation, biological process: intracellular iron ion homeostasis. The record is from RefSeq and is a predicted model, not a curated record. The coding region runs from base 1 to 279 and encodes 92 amino acids. NCBI's taxonomy places the organism in Eukaryota, Metazoa, Arthropoda, Insecta, Psocodea, Pediculidae. The transcript has 2 exons. Gene Ontology annotation, cellular component: cytosol; nucleus. Gene Ontology annotation, molecular function: 2 iron, 2 sulfur cluster binding.
AUGUUAACAAUUGGUGGUAUAAUUCUCUUGAUUUUAAUUGGGAAUACCGACAUUUUGUUUUUUUUUUUUUUUUGUAACUUACAGAGCGUUACAGACGAGUCGGACGGAUGUGGAGCAAAAUUUUCCGCCAUUAUUGUUUCCCCUCAAUUUGAAGGAAAACCGCUUUUGCAAAGGCACAGACUGGUUAACGGUGUUCUAGAAGAAGAACUCAAGGUCAUACAUGCAUUCAAUCAACGGACUUUAACGCCGCGACAAUGGGAAGAAAUGAAGUCGGAGUGA